This is a messenger RNA of Leptonychotes weddellii (Weddell seal), 1109 nucleotides long. Lineage: Eukaryota; Metazoa; Chordata; Mammalia; Carnivora; Phocidae. The record is from RefSeq and is a predicted model, not a curated record.
CGCCAGGCUGUGCUUGAGAAGCGGCCUCUGCUGCAUCCCUGCCCACCAUGGCCAAGCCAACAAGCAAAGAUUCAGGCUUGAAGGAGAAGUUCAGGAUUCUCUUGGGACUGGGAACCCCGAGGCCAAACCCCAGGUCUGCAGAGGGCAAACAGACGGAGUUUAUCAUCACCGCGGACAUCCUGAGAGAACUGAGUGUUGAAUGUGGUAUCAACAAUCGCAUCCGGGUGAUAGGGCAGAUCUGCGAAGUUGCAAAAACGAAGAAAUUUGAAGAGCAUGCAGUAGAGGCGCUGUGGAAGGCCGUGGCGGACCUGCUGCACCCGGAGCGGCCCCCGGAGGCCCGGCACGCGGUGCUGGCUCUGCUGAAGGCCAUAGUGCAGGGGCAGGGGGACCGCUUGGGCGUUCUCAGGGCCCUCUUCUUUAAGGUCAUCAAGGAUUACCCCUCUAAUGAAGACCUCCAUGAGAGACUGGAAGUGUUCAAGGCCCUCACGGACAAUGGGAGACACAUCACCUACUUGGAAGAAGAACUGGCUGGGUUUGUCCUGCAGUGGAUGGACGUCGGCCUGUCCUCAGAAUUCCUCCUGGUACUUGUGAACUUGGUUAAGUUCAACAGCUGCUACCUGGAUGAAUACAUUGCAUCAAUGGUCCAUAUGAUCUGCCUGCUGUGUGUCCAGACCGUGUCAUCCGUGGACAUAGAGGUCUCCCUGCAGGUGCUGGAUGCCGUGGUCUGUUACAAUUGCCUGCCGGCUGAGAGCCUCCCCUUGUUCAUCGUCACCCUCUGCCGUACCAUCAACGUCAAGGAGCUCUGUGAGCCUUGCUGGAAGCUGAUGCGUAACCUCCUGGGCACCCAUCUGGGCCACAGUGCCAUCUACAACAUGUGUCGUAUCAUGGAGGACAGAGCCUACAUGGAAGAUGCCCCGCUGCUGAGAGGGGCUGUGUUCUUUGUGGGCAUGGCUCUCUGGGGAGCACACCGACUCUACUCCCUCAAGAACUCCCCGACGUCCGUGCUGCCGUCGUUUUAUGAGGUGACUGGGUUUGUGCACCAUAGUAGCUGGGUGGGGGGGGGGGGGGUGCAGCUUUUGGUCACUUGCUUUGCAUCUUGGAGACCAUGA